Diorhabda sublineata is the source of this 5712-nucleotide messenger RNA. RefSeq lists its product as uncharacterized. Lineage: Eukaryota; Metazoa; Arthropoda; Insecta; Coleoptera; Chrysomelidae. The transcript is spliced from 4 exons. Bases 4528 to 5433 code for a protein of 301 amino acids. The record is from RefSeq and is a predicted model, not a curated record.
AGGAGGAGGGCUGGAAAAAUUCCGUCCACUCCUGGCGACUUGAACGGUUGAAAGAUGUUCACUGCUGCAUACUUGCUUUGCAAUUGCAAUAGUUUCUUUCAUAGUUUUGCUAUGUUCGGUCCUAGUGUGUACUUAGGCUGGAUUGCCACUUUCCGGAAAGUAAGUCUUCAGGAAGAGCUGUACUUUGUCCUAUUCACUCUUCGUGAAACUGCCAUCCAGUUUCCUCGCCCGUCGUCAAUACUCUGUGAAGUCUUGAAGUUUCCAUUAAUUUCGACGCUUAUAUUUUGAAGGCCGUAACCCAUGAGAAAAUCCAAAUACUCUUAACACCGUUAUUCAUACUCUGAUUGAGUAUAUGAUUAAUUUGGAAAUGAUUUGAUAAAGUUAUUUAUACUAUUGCCAGAAGGUCUAUUAUCCCACAAUAAUGAAUGAAUCAAUUGGAUAAAUAUGUAACACAUACUAUGGAAAUGAAUAAAUGUUUAUUAAUAAAUAAGAAUUACUCAUAUCAUAAAAAUCAUAUAUUUAUGCUAAUUAAAAUAGAAUAAGUGUAUAAAUAAAUAAUUAGUGUAUUUCAACAAUAUACGUAUUUAUGAAGACAAGUACAGAUGCAUCCUCUGUUUUUAAAAAAUAUAAACUUUGCAUACUACAAUUUCUUUGUACUGAUCGUACAUUUUCAGUUUCUUGAAAAAUGUUCUUUUAAAUAUUCACUUGUAAUUCCAUGUGAAAUAAUAGGCGAAGUUAGUAAGAUUAUUCGAUGGGAAACAAGAAAUAGUCUGAUUUUCUGUUUGAUUUUAAUCAUGGGACAAGCAAAGUAGAAAAAGUUGGUUUCAACUGGAAGGUAGAUGACGUCGAUGAGGAUGGCAUCGGUUGCAGGUCGCAUAAAGAUGACGAUGACGGUGACGGCAACGGCAACGGUUUUAAGUCAUUUGUAGUACAGAUAAUUUUAUUUGAUAUUUUUCUUUUCUGAUUCUCGGAGUCGUCCAAAUAGCACUCGGCGACAGUAGAGUAGUAGACUUCCAGCCACCGAGGCGCUUUAGGUUGUUAUUUCUUCGUCGGAGUCUGCUAGGAACGUUGCCGAAGAACGUCUGAAACUGUGUCCUGUAUAACGUUCCGGAUUAUGCGGCAAUCUCUGCUGGCAUCUUACCAAAAGUGUUUACGCCAACGCAUUGAACUGAGCAUUUUCCAUUCUUAUAAUGAAUAAAAAAUCGGUGGUAUGGAGUGGUAGGUGGUCGUAAAUCUGCGUACUUUCUGUACAGCGUUAAGUUAAAACAAAUGAUCUUGACGAAUUAAUUGUGGAAUCAGAAAUUUUCACAAUAAUUAAGUUGCCUUUAUCUUGAAUGUCGUCAACAGUGAUAUUUACACGCUCGGAUCUGCGGAGAGCGCCGGCCAGUGCAAAAAUGGUACUCAUUUUAACCAUCAGGUAUACCUCAUCGGUAACUAGCUGAAUCCUGGAUAUAUCUUCUUUGGUAAAAACUUGCGCGUUCUUUGCUCGAAAACCAAUAUUUUUUUGUUUAAGAAACGACGUUAGCUUAUGGAAGUUUCCUAUAUCCAAAUUUUGUUUUAUUUUUACUAAACUUUUUACCAUCGAAUAGCGGAGCCAUAAUGUAUUAGAUUUCAAAACCUUACCUAGGUUUGAAAAAUACGCCAGAAAUACCUCUUCCUUAUAAGUUUUGGCCCCUUUCUGCUUAUACCAUGUAACAAAAUGGUCGUAUAUUAAUAUUGUUGUAUCGGAUUCGGUUUAAUGUGGUUUAAUUUAGAAAAAGAUGUACUUAUUCGGUCACUUCCAAGACGUUUUGGACAACUUUGAUGUUUUAGUAACAAUUACACGUCUGGGUUGUCAUAGCAACUGAUAUCAAACCCGGAUGGUUUGAUGGUUGUUUUGUGACACCCCUUUGAAGAAUGUACAAAAUACAUAUACAAAAUAUCUUAAUUAUUUUAUAUUUUCAAAAAAUUAAAAAUGCUACAAAAAGCUAGAAAAGGUUUAAAUUUUAUUUGAUGGACUAUUUCGUAAAUAUUUAUUUACCUGUAGUAAUAAUAGUUACAACCUCCGAAGUAAAAAACUAUCUAAUAAGGUCAAAAUUUGCAUAAUUUCACUUUUCCGCUCUAGUGCAGGAAAGUAAAAUUAUGCGUGCGGGUAAGUGGGUUAAAACGCACGGUCGUAGAAAAAAGAAAUUUCCUAUUUAUUUCCUCUUUACAAUACAUCCCGUUUUCCAUAAAUAUGGCAGAAGUAAAGGAAAAAAAAAUGAUAAUAUUUGUUCUGUUAUUUGUUUCAAAGUGAAUAUCCGAUCUACCAUUGAUUUGUUGCAUUUAAAUUCUGCUUACUUGCACCGUUUAAUGUGUUGUCUAUCUCCUAUAAUUAAGUUAAUGAAAUGAAAAUUUUAUUAGAAAAUUCAUCUAAACAAACACAGUAGGUUGAAAUUUGUAAUAAUAAUAAUAAAGUAAAAACAUUUUCAUUGCCACCGUUAGUUAUAUUAUCCUACACUAUUAUUAUUAUUUACUAUUUACAGGUAUGUAUUAUUAAUUAUUAAUCAUUAUUAUUAGAAAAUUUGUAAACAUUGUAAAUGUAUGUAUUAACAUCUAUUUAUAGACAUGUAUUUCGAUUGGUAUAAACCUUGGUAUUGGAACAUUUUGGUCAAGUUGUUUUAGGAAUGACGCGAUUUAUAAUAUAACUUCUCCCUCUUAUAUUCACCAACAUUUUCAACAGGCCAGGAUUCAAGUACACUGCAAAGAUUACUAAAAACUCGUUUUCAGGGACCGAAAUAGACGGUCUCAGUAAGAAUAAUAUUUAAAUUAUUAAAAAUUUAUUAUUUAAUGUGCCUAGUGAAUUUUUCCUUAUGGAUUUUAUAUUUCUUUUAAUGAAAACAAAUUAUCACCUCAAUCCUCAAUUAUUUAAUAUAAGUAAUUUUCAACAUUGUUAUGCUUUUAUACCUAUUUUUACAUUGUACUUUAGCCAUAAAUCAAAACUGGUAGUAAUUGCUGAGUAGAUAGAACUGGAGCUAGGGAGAUAUUGAGGUUUGCAGCUCUAAAAACAGUCUUAAAUUAAUUAUUUAGUUUUCGUUUCCGAAUUGCUGCAAAUCACAAUAUAUUCCUAGACUGUUAAAUAUUUUUUCAAUAUCAAUAUCAAAAUAAGAAUUGAAUCAAAAUUUGUUUUAACAAGAAAUAUUAAUAUUUCCUCAAUUUUUAAAUCUCAAAUACGUAGCAGUCAUCAAUUAAAUUAUUUGUAGUUGUAUAAGGAUUUACAAAUUAGAGGUAUAGAUUUUACUUAAAUUAUUUAUUAUUAUUACUUUGUUAUCCUUCAUAGCUAUAAAUAAUAAAAGAAACUAGUUUUAGAUCAGAAGAGACCUAAAAUCAAGUACUAUAUACAAAUCAAAAGGUCUAAGAAAUAAGAAAUUCAGGAAAUACAAAAUACAAAAAAAAAUAUUUACCAUUAAUAGAUUAUGCAAAGCUGGGCCGUAGGUCCUUACAGAUGACGUUGAAUUUUAAAAGAACGUGUUUUCUUAAAAUCUGAAAGAUAUGAAUUGAUUACAGUAAGAUUAUUUGUAUCAGUUUUUUUAAUACACGUAUUAAUACAAUUUGUUUUUGUAAUUCUUUAUGUUGUUAAUAAUUUUGCAGUGAAUUUACUGUCACUUUUGUGAGAUGUAAUUGUAAUUUAGCUUCAUCAAUGAAGAUAUGAUGGUUAUGAGUUCUCAUUAACAUGUUUGUACGGUAUUUUUAGCUUUUUUCUAUGAAAUAUUUGAUUAGAUAUUUAAAGGAUUCUAUUUUUCAACAGUUUGAUAGAAUUAAUCUUUAUGUUACGCGGGCGAUCUGAAUGAUGAUUAAUAUAUCUUCCAGAACUUAUUUGUCUACGUUGUUUCCGUUUUUAUAGUAGCAAGAAAUGUGUAGAUUGCUCAUUUUUCCCUGAUUCUAUAUUAAAUUUUUCAUGAGGAUAAAAUCCAUUGUAGUAAAAUCGUAUAUUAUCAGUUCCAUCAUAUGGAAGGGAUAAAAUUAUAUCAUCCACAUACUUUUUAAUGGAAAAUGCCUUGAAGGGUGAAAUAGAUAUGAUAAAGUUUAUAAUAUAAUCCAUUAUAUAAUCUACUAGUAUACGGAAUAUUGAUUUUUACGAAUCUCAUUUUGGACAUGCUCAUUUUUCACUGGAAAUCAAUAUUUAACUUUUCUAUUCAUUCAUUCAUAUAUUAUAAAACGAGUAAUUGUAUUGAUUGCACUUCAUUUUCAUAUACUAAAUAUAUAAGGAAACUAUUUCGUAUUUUCAAGAUUCCAAUUUUAUAGGUAUUAUCAAAAUAUAUAAUAGGAAAGUUUGAGUCCCUAUCCUUGAAUUCAAUAUUUUAACUACUGAAACAUCUUUCCUCUGCUGAUUCAUCAAGCGAUAUUAAAACAUUCUCAAGCCGGAUCUGUCCAAAGGACGCGCACACUCCUGUAAUUUAUAGAAACUUUUAGCUCUGGGUGUCCACGUAUUCUAUUCAGAAGUUCAGUUUGAAAUUCCAACGUCGAGUGUGGUCUUCCUUUUAGUGAAUUUUAUUAAAAACUUUCAUCAUGAGUGUUAUUCAAUUGGACACCGAGGAUAGAUUAGAAUACAAUUUCUUCCCGAACAACACUGGAUUUGUACAGUUUCGUGUAAGAGCUGCCAAUGAUGCUCAUUUGGCUCUUACUACACAGGCCGCUGAAUGCGACCCAAUGUAUGAAAUUUUUAUCGGCGGCUGGGGUAACUCCAAAUCAAUUAUUCGAAAAAAUAGAACCAAACCAGAUGUCGCUGAGGUACCCACGCCAGGAAUUUUGAACCCAAAUGAAUUUCGUGGAUUUUGGAUCAGAUGGCAAAACGGUAACAUUGCUGUUGGAAGGGAAAAUGAACAAGCACCAUUCCUGUCAUGGAAUGACUAUGCACCCAUCAAUAUUGAAUAUGUAGGAGUCUGUACCGGCUGGGGAGCUAAUGGCUCUUGGAUAAUUGAACCACCCAGAGGAGGUGGCGGCUAUGGUGGAGCUCCUCAAAAUUACACAGCACCUCCGACCAACUUUUCAUCUGUAUGCUGGGCUCCAGGUAGAUCAGGUCAAAUACCUCCAAGAGCUUAUGCUGGUGGUGAAGAUAAUGGCGAACCUUUAUUCGUUAUCAGAGCUCAAUACAAUGGAGCUCUUAUCCCAGGCAAACUUGUUCAAAGUCAUGGUUGCGGGUACGUCCCAUGGGGAGGAAAUGAGAAUUCCGUUCAAGAAUACGAAGUUUUAUGCGAUUUCCCUGGACGAUGGGUCGCCACAUCUCGAGGAAACAUCCCUCCAAAUGCUCUAACAGCUGGACAAAGUGAAGAUGGUGAACCAUUAUAUGUAGGUCGUGUUGUCCAUGAUGGCUCCUUGACUGUCGGAAAAGUACAACCAAGUCAUGGAGUAUGCUACAUACCAUAUGGGGGUCAGGAACUGUCUUUCCCCGACUAUGAAAUUCUGGUACAAUAAAUGAAAAGAUGUUAUUGAAUCUUGAGACAUGCUGCCUAGAAUAACCAUCCAUAUUUAAAAAAAAUAUAUAUAUCUAAUAAUUAAGCGAGCGAGUUAAGCAUAAUAUGAAAAGAAAUAUGGCUUCUAGAGGUGCCUUUAUUAUUGUUAGAGAUUGUGUUUUUACUUUACUCAUUUAUUCAGUUACAUGUUUAUUUAUUAAAUUCUGAGUAUUGAAUAUGAUUUUAUAUGAAUAUGCACAAUUGUCUUCAUUUAUAUUGUAAUACAUAUUUUAUUGAGGUA